CCGCUGUUUGUUGAUAUCGAUAUUACGGAGUCUACGAGUGAACUGAGCUGAGAUUAUAUUAAUUUUCGUGACUGUGUUGUGAUGGAUUGCUAAAAAAUGGAUCUGAGGAUACCAAUGCAGCCGCCAACAGUCCGCCCCUGGCCGUGGCCCGGCUGGGACGCGCGUGGGGACCUCCUGGACCGCUACCAAAGGCGACGGUUCAGGUUGACGCUUCACGAUUUAGCUGAACUCAGAAACAUGCACGAUGCAACCAGAGGACUAAACAUCGACUGGAACCAUCUGCCAAGGCAGGAGAUAGCUGUGUACGUGCCUAAGAACUUGAAACAUUUAAUCAGACUAGACUCAUCAAACUCAGCGCGGGGUACAGGCCUGAAUUACCAGGACGGGUCAUGGCCCCCCAUUCCUCCGACAGGGCGUACUUCUAAAGGAUUCAGCCUGUUUGGUGGAGAGGACUGGAAGCUGCCAGAUUUAAAACACCUAAGACUGCAGCCGCUAGCGUCCCCGCCGCGCGCGGAGCCGCCGCGGGCGCACGCGCGCCACUGGGAGGGCGCGGCGCGCGCGUGGGCGGGCGGCGCGCUCAUACUGCUCGCCGUCGUGCUCAUCGUCAGAGCCCUCGAGAACUGUGUUCACAGGAAGUUCUUUAAAACGAGAAGACGACAAUCAGAAGAGUGGCCCACACCAAACGUUCUUGCUACUAGUCAUCGACACAUUCACGAUUUAGAUCUGUCGUCGUCACCUCGAAUGGAAGAUUCAGACGUUCUACAUUCAGAAGUCAACCAAGAUACAUUCAGCAAUGACCUUCCACCGCCAUACUCCGAAUGUGCCAACGGAGCCAAUACUGAUGCCAACAAAUAUAUUGGCCCAGAAGAACCACCGCCUCCGUAUUCAGCCUGUUACGUAGCGUACUCCAACCCCAAAGAUGGAGUGCCUUCUGUGCAUUUCUUAAACAGACGAAGAGAAAUCAUUUACGAAAACAGACUCGAUGCUGGACAUUCAAGUAGUAUGCCUGAUAUUAAUCUUCAGAACGCUGAUAACACUGCCAAAGAAAGUGACGGUUGUGAUAAUUCUAAAACAGAAUUGGUUUUCGAAAAUGGGAGGGUCAUUGCAAGGGAUUGCAAUAAUGUGAAUAGUGAAAGUAAUACUCCAGUUGAUAGAAAUGAGUGUGUCGUGAAUAUUAGUGAUGCAGGUUCAUCCGACGUACCUGAUAGGUCAAGUCUUCAAGUAUAGAAAUAUAAAACUAAGUAUAAACGUAGAGUAACGUUAUUUUUGUACGUUGUUUUCAUAUAGACCAGUAUUUGAUCUCUAAACGCAUAUUAUAAGGUAUUUUAUAGUCCCAAGCCUGUAGAGUCAGUAAGUUGUAAUCUUUAGAUGAUUUUUGUAAUUUUGUAGUCAUAAAGAUUUUGACACCAUAAGUAGCUGUAGAAAUCACGAACCAAGCAGUAGUUGUAGCUGCAGAUGGAAAUGGAAUAUGAGCAAUAUAUUAGUUGAAUAGGUACUUUUGUAAUUAAAUUAAAAUAAACUGUUAAACAAAGACAAAUUACCACACAACGAAAACAAUUAAUUAAACAUCGUAACUAUUUUAAGUAGUAUCAGCUAGUUGAAUUUUGAAUUAUACUUUUUUGUCAAUCCUCGAAUACCUACUCAAUGGAUCUCUGCUUCGUAAUAUUUUUAAAAUAAAAAAAACAUAAUUUACCACUGUAUUUUAU
Molecule: messenger RNA, 1706 nt
Organism: Amyelois transitella
Lineage: Eukaryota; Metazoa; Arthropoda; Insecta; Lepidoptera; Pyralidae
Exons: 7
Coding region: 97-1227 (376 amino acids)
Source: RefSeq, a predicted model, not a curated record